AUGGCUGCUGAGGAUACCCUGAAGAUGUUUGAGGUGGAAGUGACUUGCUCCAUUUGCUUGCAGUAUUUCACUGACCCAGUGAUUCUAGACUGCGGGCACAAUUUCUGCCACCACUGUGUUUUCAAGUACUGGAAAGACUUUGUGCGUGAUCGGAGCUGCCCUGAGUGCAGAUGGGUAGUGGAGCCUGACAGGCUCAUUACGAACAAGCCGCUGGAAAACUUGGCUAGAUUCCUCAGAGAUCAAGCAAAACAAGCAAAAGGAGGAGGGGAGGGAACCUGCUACAGGCACCCAGAGCCUCCCACAUCUUUCUGCAAGACUGACCAAGCCCUAGUCUGCUCAGUGUGUGUCGAAUCCGCAGAGCACAAGGCUCACGAUGUAGUUCCCAUGGAGCAAGCGGCCCAAGAGACCAAGGUGAGAGAGGCCUUUUGUUUCUAGGACUGGGCUGGGAAUAAUGAAUGCAUAUGCAUGGUUAGGGAAAAAACACUGCUGUCCAGGGUUGUAAAGACUGUGGAGAGAAUAAUUGGGUGCACUCUUCCCACCUUGGAUCAAAUCUAUGCUUCCAGGUGCCAUAAGAAAGCAGCAGAGAUAGCGCAGGAUAGUGCGCACCCCGGAAAUGAUCUCUUUCAGCUUCUGCCUUCUGGAAGAAGGUACAGGGUUAUAAAGACAAGGACUAGCCACCUGAGAAACAGUUUCUAUCCAAAUGUGAUUUUGGUUUUAAAUGCAGUAUAAGGUAGUCUCUAUGGGAGUAUAUUGCAUUUAAUUAUGGGGUAUCAGAGUUUUUAGGGGGUUAACCAAGCUGGGAUAGCAGGCUUGUUGGUUUUUGAAUGUCUGAUGUAGAUUUUUUCAAUUUUGUUGUUCUGUAUGGGACAAUGACAAUAAAGCCUAUCAUAUCGUAUAUUGUUGAUUUGCAGGAGGAAUUUAAAAACAUGCUUGCUUACUCAGGCGUUUGGUGGCCGAAGGUCCCUGUUCAUGGCAGCCCUGGGAUCACAGGUUGAGAGAAUGCUUUGAGCUUAGAAUGCUUUUUAACUUUAUUACAUACUCUCCAAAAGCAUGCUUGCGUUUUCUUUUCAGGAUCGCAUAGGCAACUGCAUUAAUGCUCUAGAGAACCGGGAAGAGACAAUUCUGGAGUGUAGAUCAGCUGCAGAAAAACAAACUCAAACCCUGAUUGUAAGUGUCACUGUUACUAGCAAGUCCACAAAUAAUAAUAAUAAUAAUAAUAAUAAUAAUAAUAAUAAUAAAAAUAAAAAAUAAAUAAAUUAAAUUAAAUAAAUAUUUUAUUUAUACCCCACCCUCCCCAGCCAGAGCCGGACUCAGGGUGGCUAACACUGGUAAAAUUACAGUAAAAACAUAAGGGGGGGGGAGCAAUUUAAAAUACAGGUUAAAAUGCAAUUUAAAAUGCAGUCUCAUUUUAAAAGUAGCCCAUAGAUCAGAAAGUAGUAGCACUUUAAAAAAAAAUUGUGUAAUUGCCGACUAAGGAGUGCAUAAAAUACCAUCCGAGUUGGAGGUCUGUUUUUGGAAACUCUUUCCCUAUUGCAUGCAAAACCAGGUUUUCCUGUGCUUCUUGUGGGAUGAGCGUUUCUCAUGCGAAUUCCAGAGUGUGUGCAAACUUUUCACAGCUACUGCACUACAUUGUUGUUGUAAAAACGCCACUCUUAUUCCCCACCCCCAAUUUAAUCUGGGGUCAUCCUCUCUGAAGGAAAUCUGAUAAAUGAAAAAACCCAACACCUUGUUUGUGAUAUCUGAACAGCCCAUUUACAUCACUAAGCCCCCUUUUGUGAACGUUCUGAGUGUAAGGUCGCCUUCCGCAACCUAGCAGUUCAUUUUAUGGACCAAUGGUCUCGUUAGAUAGUACAAUUCAUGUUAAAUUGCCGUUUUAGGGGUUGUUUUUAAAAGUCUGGAACGGAUUAAUCCAUUUUGCAUUACUUUCUAUGGGAAUGUGUGCCUUGGUUUUGGAACUCUUUGGUCUUGGAACGGACUUCCAGAACGGAUUAAGUUUGAGAACCAAGGUACCACUGUAUUGUUGACCUAUGCCUGACUCCAGCUCCUGACCAUUAAAUGUCCUUUUCUAUAUAAUUAGUAUCCUAAUGUUGCCAGGACCGACCUUAUUCCUGCCGCCUCUAACCUCUCUCUCUCUCUCUCUCUCUCUCUCUCUCUUUCCUUGCUCUCUUUCCAUCGGCUUAUUGAAGAAACUGACAGAAAAGCUGAUGCAAGAAACACUGUCCAAGUUCGACGAGCUGCGCCAGUUCCUGUUGUCUGAAGAGCACACUAUGGUCGGCAAGCUCCGAGACAUACUGAAGGAGAUCGUAACGAGGAGAGACAAUCACAUGAGCAAGCUUUUUCGGGAAGUCUCCUCUUGCGAAAUCCUCGUCCGGGAGCUGGAGAAGAAGUUCUGCCAGCCAGUGAGUGAACUCCUGCAGGUAAGGCGGAAGUUGCAGGAAAUGGACAAGGCUUUUCCUCAAGGACAGUCUGGUACCCAAACCUUCAUUCAUCCUUUCCUUAGGCGGCUCCCACACCAUACAUUUAGAGCCCUCUGAUACCACCAUAAACAGCCAUAAAGGUAAAGGUAAAGGGACCCCGACCAUUAGGUCCAGUCGUGACCGACUCUGGGGUUGUGCGCUCAUCUCACUCUAUAGGCCGAGGGAGCCGGCAUUUGUCUGCAGACAGCUUCCAGGUCAUGUGGCCAGCAUGACUAAGUCGCUUCUGGCGAACCAGAGCAGCACAUGGAAACGCUGUUUACCUUCCCACCAGAGCGGUACCUAUUUAUCUACUUGCACUUUGACACUUUGACGUGCUUUUGAACUGCUAGGUGGGCAGCAGCUGGGACCGAGCAACGGGAGCUCACCCGUCGCGGGGAUUCGAACUGCCGACCUUCUGAUCGGCAAGUCCUAGGCUCUGUGGUUUAACCCACAGCACCACCUGUGUCCCUACAGCCAUGGCUUCCCACAAAGAUUUGUGGGAGUUGUAGUUUAAGGGCGCUGAGAACUAUGAGGAUACCUAGCUUCAGUUCAUAGAGUUCCCUUGGGAGAGAGAUGGAUUGACCACUCUGUGAACUGCAGCUCUGUGAGGGGCUAAGAAAUUUAAUAAAAUAAAAUCUGCCUACCUCUGGGGGUUGUGGUGAGGAUGCAUUGGGGAGGAGUGUUCCCAAUUAAAUGCUGCUCUGAAGUUCUGGUGAGAAAGGAAUGUGACCAAUUUUGAAAGGCUUGGGUAGCAUGAAGCACUAGCUCAGGGGUCAGCAAGGCUUACUGGGCAAGGGCCAGAUCACUCCCACGGAGAUCAUCCGUGGGCUGGACAGGCGCAGCGCGACUCCAGAAAUCGCAUCUGCGCAUGUUCACGGCGCCGGAAAUUGCUUCUGCGCAUGUAUGGAAGUGAGAGCUGGACCAUAAAAAAGGCUGAUGGCCGAAGAAUUGAUGCUUUUGAAUUCUGGUGCUGGAGGAGACUCUUGAGAGUCCCAUGGACUGCAAGAAGAUCAGACCUAUCCAUUCUGAAGGAAAUCAGCCCUGAGUGCUCACUGGAAGGACAGAUCCUGAAGCUGAGGCUCCAAUACUUUGGCCACCUCAUUGGAAGAGAAGACUCCCUGGAAAAGACCCUGAUGUUGGGAAAGAUGGAGGGCACAAGGAGAAGGGGACGACAGAGGACGAGAUGGUUGGGCAGUGUUCUCGAAGCUACCAGCAUGAGUUUGACCAAACUGCGGGAGGCAGUGGAAGACAGGAGUGCCUGGCGUGCUCUGGUCCAUGGGGUCAUGAAGAGUCGGACACAACUAAACGACUAAACAACAACAACAACAUAUGCCCAGAUGCCGAAAAUUGCGCCUGCAGAGAAGCAAUUUCGGGCGUCGCACUGUGCCCGUCCAGCCCACGGACGAUCUCCGUGGGAGUGACUGUCCGCGAGCCGGAUCCAGAACCCAUUCGGGCUGGAACAAGCCCCCGGGCCUUAGGUUGCCGACCUCUGCACUAGCUGUUAUGUCCAAUGUACUCAAUUUACAUACAAUUGCCUGUGUUGGAUUAAAACACACCUUUCCACCAGUGUUUUCAGAUGGCUUCUGCUAAGCAGAUGGCCCGCAGAUGGGCACAAGAGGGGUUUUCUUCUGAACGACGUGCAUCAGGCUCUGAUUUCUUCUUUUUCUCUCUCCCUUCUAGGAUGCUGGGAACACCAUGGAGAAGUAAGUGGAGCUCAACAAAAUCCUGCAUAGAGGCAGGGUCCUGGGAAUCACAGAGUGCAAAGAGUGGCUGUUUUGCUCAGGUCUCUGAGCACUGUGGGAACAGGGGGACACAGUAGAUUGGUCUUUGGCCUGAUCCCGCAAGCAUGGCAUGUCCUCCAGUGUUUCUGAGAGGUGAAGACCUCCCUGCUUGCUGCCUAGUUUUCCAUUGAAUCUCUGUUGUCUCUGGGAGAUAGCGAUGGUGGGUUCAUCGGCGGUUUGUUUUCUCUCCAGUGUGGAGCCAGUGUGGUGUAGUGGUUAAGAGCGGUGGACUUGUAAUCUGGUGAACUGGGUUCGCUUCCCCACUCCUCCACAUGCAGCUGCUGGGUGACCUUGGGCCAGUCACACUUCUUCGAAGUCUCUCAGCCCCACUCACCUCACAGAGUGUUUGUUGUGGGGGAGGAAGGGAAAGGAGAAUGUUAGCCGCUUUGAGACUCCUUCGGGUAGUGAUAAAGCGGGGUAUCAAAUCCAAAUUCUUCUUCUUCUUCUCCAGGUUCCACCAGGCAACACCGUUUCAGUGUGUGAGCCCUUUUUCGCCGAAGCAGCUGUGGGAAAUAUGGGACGUGACGGACGCAAACAUCUCCCUGGAGAGUGCUGUGAAGCAAUUCAAAGGUAAAGGAAAGAACUUGCUGCAAACUUCUUGUUUGUCCGUUUUUGACGCUGGCCAUUGUGAUAUGCCCCAAGUGGGAGGGCCAAAGGCUGCCAGUCCUGAGAGGAAGUUCACCCAAAUCCCAGGAAGAGAGGCUUCUUUUGGAGACCUCUGCUUGGGUUGUUCCUUAGGGUGGGAUCCUAGUGAGAGCCUCCACAGUGCUGCUGAGUGCUCUUUGAGGGAUUUGAGGGUUUUUCUUUUUUAUAUAAAAAAGACUAUUUGUACUUGUGUGUACCUUGGGGUUACCUUGAGUCUGUGACAGGGUGGAUUUGAGUUAAAUCGAAUCGAUUUAAAUCACAACUAAAAUCUCUAGUCAGUAAGACUUGAUUUAAAUCCCUUUUUUUUUUUUACAGAAAGACUCAUUCUUCCUAGUAUAAUCUUAAUAUUUACAACCAGAUGAAGGUUUCGUUUUUUCGAAUAAUAAAUGUUCAGAGUAGUUUUUACAGUUAUAUCAAAAAUUACCGAUUUGGUUGUACUAUUAGAAAUACAGUGGUACCUCCACUUACAAAUGCCUCAAGUUAUAAAUGCUUCAGGUUACAAACUCCGCUAACCUGGAAGUGUUACCUCGAGUUGAGAACUUUGCCCCAGGAUGAGAACAGAAAUCGUGUGCCGGUGGUGCAGCGGCAGCAGGAGGCCCCAUUAGCAAAAGCACGCCUCUAGUUAAGAACAGUUUCAGGUUAAGAACGGACCUCUGGAACGAAUUAAGUUCGUAACUAGAGGUACCACUACAUAGACGGAUAAUUAUGAAAUUGUUGUGAGGUUUAAUAAAUUAACUGUUUAUAUUUGGACAACUUUUCUGCUGUACUUUAUUGGAAGGAGAAAAACAAUCAUUUCCUUAAUAACAAUUUAAACAAUUUAUUUAACUAAAACAAUAACAUUAUAACAUACAUAUCCAUGUUUGUUAACAGAUGUGGUUAAACAAUAAAAAAAGGCUUAGACUGAGUUUUGUUGUUUAGUCAUUUAGUUGUGUCCGUCUCUUCAUGACCCCAUGGACCAGAGCACGCCAGGCACUCCUGUCUUUCACUGCCUCCUGCAGUUUGGUAGAUUGAGUUUUAGCUUUAACUUAAAACAAAUCCUUAUUUCCUGAUGAAUAGCCUUUGGACUAUAAUGUAACUUAAAUAGAAAACAUUCUUUGGAAAUAUAUUUCCUCCAAAAGCAUUUUAUUUUAAACAUCUGAUUUAAAUUUUUAAAAAUCCAAUUAUUAUUUUUUAAAUCCGAUUUAAAUAAAAAAAUCAUUGAUUUCUAUCCACUCUGGACUGUGGGAACUGGUGCUGUUGCCUAUCUAAGUGUAGAUGCUUGGAUGGGUCUAAUCAGUGCUAUUUUUUUAGAAAAAGAGGUCCUGGAACUCACCAUGAACGCCUCCCUUGAUCUCUUAGAAUGGCAAUGGUGCCUACUUAAGAGGUGCCAGAACUGAGUUCCGUCUGGAAAAAAAAAGUCCUAAGUCUAAUCCCAGAAUAAUAAUAAUAAUAAUAAUAAUAAUAAUACAGUGGUACCUCGGGUUAGGUACUUAAUUUGUUCCGGAGGUCCGUACUUAACCUGAAACUGUUCUUAACCUGAGUGUACCACUUUAGCUAAUGGGGCCUCCUGCUGCUGCCGCACCGUCGGAGCACGAUUUCUGUUCUUAUCCUAAAGCAAAGUUCUUAACCUGAAGCACUAUUUCUGGGUUAGCGGAGUCUGUAACCUGAAGCGUAUGUAACCCGAGGUACCACUGUAAUAAUAAAUUUUUAUUUAUAUCCCACCCUUCCCAACCAAAGCCGGACUCAGAGUGGCUAACAACAAUAAAAACAGCACAGUUUACAUAAAAUCACAAUCAAUUAAUUAAAAUACAUUCUAAAAUCAAUUCAGAAUCAAAUUAAUGGCAACCAUGGCUAGAGUUCUAUGAGGAUUACAGAAGGAGGGGGGUCAGACUGUGCCUUGGCCAAAGGCCUGAUGGAACAGCUCUGUCUUGCAGUCCCUGUGGAAAGAUCUCAAGUCCCGCAGGGCCCUGGUCUCUUGUGACAGAGUGUUCCACCAGAUCAGGGCCACGACCAAAAAAGCCCUGGCUCUGGUCGAGGCCAGCCUAACCUCCCUGUGGCCCAGGAUCUCCAAGAUGUUUUUCUUUGAAGACCGUAAGGUCCUCCGUGGGACCAGGAGAAGCGGUCCCGUAGGUAUGAGGGUCCUAGGCCGUAUAUGGGGAAUCUGUAGCCCUGCAGAUGUGGAUGGACUACAAGUGUCACCAUCCUUGAUCACUGACUGCCCUAGCAGGGCCUGAUGGGCAGUAGAGUCCAGCCACAUCUGCAGAGCCACAGAUUCCCCACCCCGAUCUAUUUGGUAUUGAUCUAUGGCAUUCCCCAGAUGUUGCUGGACCACAACUCCUAUCAUCCCUAGCCAGCAGGACCAGUGUUUGAGGAUGAUGGGAGUUGUAGUCGAACAACGUCUGGGGACUCAAGGCUGGUCUGUGAAGAUGAUUCUCCCCCCACCUGCACAAAUCUCCUCAGCUUCCUCUUUAAUUCUUCACCUGAAAUAAGGGGCAGGGGGACAAGGAACAGACCGAGGGAAACUGAUCUGUUCGAUGAAGACAGUCAUGUGGUGAUCAAGGUAUUUUCCCUUUCCUUCUUCAGAUGCUCUGGAGUCUAGAUUCUCGCUUCAGGAAGGUAAACUUCUGGGACCUGCGACGGGUCAAAGGAAUCUCACAAGGAGGGCUUUUGGAUUGCACUGCUUUGGGUUAUCUGCCUGCUGUUUUAUGAGUUGAUUUUAAUUUGUCUUACGCCUUUGCAUUCCACCUUUUCCUUCAAGGAGCGUAAGGUGGCGCACAUGGUUCCCCCCCUCCCUCAUUUAAUCCCCACAACCCUGUGAAGUAGCGACUGGCCCAAGGUCAAGGGGUGAGCUUCAUGGCCAAGUUGGGUUUUGAAUCCCAGUCUCCCAGGUCUUCGUCUGACGCUCUGGACACUAUGCAGGACUGGUUUUAAAUGCGAGAUAUUCUUAAGUUUUGUUUUUAUUUUGUAUCGCUUUUAUGUUGUAAGCCUGCAGCCCUCAAGAUGCUGUAGGCUCCAGGUUCUGUCAGUUCCAGUCAGUGGAGACUGGUCCAUUUGUGCAAAUGGACUGCCCUUCUAAAUUCAGUCUACCCUCAGCCACCGCCUACUUGCCUGUCUUCUUACUUCCAUCCACUUGAGAGGGUGGGAUCUCUUCUUGGGAAUCAAUGUUUCCCUUGUGGAUCUCAGCAGGGAAGGAGGAUAGAGGCAGAAUGAGAAUUAAAGGUAAAGGGACCCCUGGCCAUUAGGUCCAGUCGUGGCCGACUCUGGGGUUGCGGCGCUCAUCUCGCUUUAUUGGCCAAGGGAGCCAGCGUACAGCUUCCGGGUCAUGUGCCCAGCAUGACUAAGCCGCUUCUGGCGAACCAGAGCAGCGCACGGAAACGCCAUUUACCUUCCCGCCGGAGCGGUACCUAUUUAUCUACUUGCACUUUGACGUGCUUUCGAACUGCUAGGUUGGCAGGAGCAGGGACCGAAAAACGGGAGAUCACCCCAUCGCGGGGAUUUGAACUGCCGACCUUCUGAUCGGCAAGUCCUAGGUUCUGUGGUUUAAUCCACAGUGCCACCUGCGUCCCUAGAAUGAGAAUUUGUUGUUGUUGUUUAGUCGUUUAGUCGUGUCCGACUCUUCAUGACCCCAUGGACCAGAGCACGCCAGGCACUUCUGGGAAUGAGAAUUAGUUGGGGCCUAAAAGGACAAUAUGAGUGGACUCUCCAUGCCCUAACCACAGCAAAAAGACUGAUACUGAUUAAUUGGGGAAAAAUGCGGCUCCCUUUUAUGAUUGGAUUAAAGACUUAUACAAACUUGCAACAUACAGUAUGAACAACUUGCAUAUAAACGCAGACUUGCCAUGGAUAAAUUCAAUGAUAUUUGGAAUAUAUUCUUACAAAUACUGUAACAGGUUAAGAUCUGGUACAACAGCAGAUCUUGUAAAGAAAAAGAAAGAAUUAGCCGGGGCCUAAAAAUGUGCACCUCGACUGUCCCUGCCCUGUCUGACUGGGUCUGUUUCCAUGCCCUACCAAUAAGCCCUGGACAAUUAAACUUAGAUAGAUAGAUAAACUUUAUUCGCAUUAGCCAACGGCCAUAGCAACAUAAAACAAGCAAUAUGUACAAUUAAAAAGACAACAAUAAACGUUACACUAUUGUGUAUGUGUAAAAUUAUAUUUGUCAUGCAAUUGCAGCCUCAUACCCAACAUUACUUGGUAACUCUAACAAACCAAAAACUCAAUGCAGUUUUGAAAUUGGUGUUUGAAAUCAGUAUGGUUUUGAAGGGUUCAGCCCACCACCUUAAUUCCAAAUGGUACCCAGCCAUAAGCAAAAAUCUGUUCCUUGACUUUGGGAGCUAUUUUGCAAAAUUUGGCUGUGAUAUCUUAAGAGGUGUCUAGAUGCAUAGCAAACCAUUUCCCAAAAACGUAUCGCAGAUAGUGACGCUACUCCUCCCAGCCCUUCCAAGCUCACCACUGUCAAUAAUUUCUCUCCAUCUUCUUUCAGCGAUCGUGGCCUUCGAUCCAGAGACAGCACAUCCCCGGCUCGUCCUGUCUAAGGACUGCAAAAGCGUCAGACUGGCGGACAAAACUCAAGAGCUGCCCAAGAGCCGAAAACGGUUUGAAGCCAACCUAUUCCUCCUGGGAUGCGAGGAGUUUGCCGUGGGCAGGAACUACUGGGACGUCGCCGUGGGAAGCGAGGGCGAGUGGGCCGUGGGGGUGGCCAGGAAGUCCGUAAAGAGGAAGGACGUGGCUGCCAUAAGCUAUAAGGUUGGGAUCUGGGCAAUAGGGAAGCGGGGAAGUCAGUACGCGGUUUUCAACCCCCCUGACUUCCCUCCUCUGAGCUCUGUGCAGGAGCUCAAGAAAGUUCGAGUGUCUUUGAACUGCGACGGGAGGCAUGUGGCCUUCUUUGAUGCGGACGAUGCAGCCCUGCUUUUCCAGACCCCAAUAACUACCAUCGCCAGAGAGUCCUUCCUCCCCUUCUUUCAUGUUUCCAAUAAAGCUGUUCUAACACUGCCCCGCUAA
Messenger RNA from Podarcis lilfordi (Lilford's wall lizard), 9859 nucleotides. NCBI's taxonomy places the organism in Eukaryota, Metazoa, Chordata, Lepidosauria, Squamata, Lacertidae. The record is from the annotation of a GenBank genome assembly.